AUGAUGUUACCAAAGCUGAAAUUGCUAACAUUCAGGGGAUUCAAAUUUCCUCCUUCCUACGACAACAUUUAUGCUCUUAGAAAUUACCAGCGCUAUGCGGAGGAACAACGUUUAAGUAACAAAAAAAUGGGCAAGUUGAUGAGAAGCAAUGACUAUAAUGCAACUAUGUUUUAUAAUAACAUGGAAAAUGAUGGGUUCUCCCAUGUGGACAAAUCUAAUUACAACAUUUUAUGUAACAACGAUGAACCCAUUGAUGUGAACAAGGUGAAGGCAGGAGAUGAAGUAGCAAAAAAUAAUUACCCGUUUUUCCUUAAUGAUAAAUUAUUUUAUAAUUACCUAGCUCAUAAACUGAUGAAUAAAGAAAACAAAAGAAAACACAUUUCCCAUGAUUUCUUUUAUCACUUAAACAAAUUUCAUAUAAAUGUAAUAAAUAAUCAUUUUAACGAGUGCUUCUUAAAAUUAACCAAGACAUCUAAAAUAUUUUUUGCUGUAGUAUCUAGCUUUUCUGUUCUUUUAACCUUCUUUUUAGUAGUAUCAUCAAAUUAUUUAGAAUAUAAUAUAAUAUUAAAGUAUCACAUAAAAUUUCAUUCAUUGCUUUUUUCUUUUUUUCCAUCAUACUAUUUGGGCUUACAAGUGGGUAGUUACUAUUUUACCAAUAAUUUUCAUUAUAUGUAUGCCUUUCUGUUUUUAGUCUCUUCAAUUAUUUCAAUGUGUAUGGCGGAUUAUGACAUAUGGGGAUCAUAUUAUUUUCUAAGCUUAAAUUACUUAGCUUUUAUAGUCAUUAAUUAUUAUAAUAUGUAUUUAAAUAGAUUCCCCAAUUAUAUAUUUCAGAAAAUCAAUCGCAUUUUUUUCUUUUCCCUCAUGUCAAACUACUUAGCUGUCAACAAGGGGAAGUAUAUAGAAAAAAAUAUUCACUUGUUACGGGAUGAAACUGACGAUGCAAAUCGCUUCAAGUUAUUCAAGGUACUUCCAUAUUUUUUAUGA
Plasmodium gonderi is the source of this 984-nucleotide messenger RNA. RefSeq lists its product as hypothetical. NCBI's taxonomy places the organism in Eukaryota, Apicomplexa, Aconoidasida, Haemosporida, Plasmodiidae. The transcript has a single exon. The record is from RefSeq and is a predicted model, not a curated record. The coding region runs from base 1 to 984 and encodes 327 amino acids.